UACUCUUUGAAGUAUCAUUCCCUGAAAAAAUGGCUUCUAAGCUGCUUCUGCUUCUGCUUCUUGGCGCUGUUGUUUGCACCACUGGUUUUGCUAGGAAGCUUGUGAGCCAAAAGGGUUCUUUGGAGGAUGAGAAGACUUUCUUUAAUCAUCCUACAUAUGGUGGAGGGCUAGGUGGUGGGGGUGGUGGUGGUGGUGGCUUGGGGCUUGGUGGUGGGUCUGGGUUCGGAGGUGGAGCUGGUAGCGGUUUUGGAGGUGGGGCUGGGCUAGGUGGGGGGGCUGGAGGAGGCUUCGGUGGUGGUGGCGGCGGUGGCGGUGGUGGUGGUGGUGGCGGACUAGGCGGUGGAGCUGGUGGUGGAUUUGGUGGGGGUGCUGGUGGUGGACUUGGAGGUGGAUUGCCCUAAGUUCAUGCAGAAGAAAUAAAUGUUCUCAUGCAUGGUUAUUGCAUGGAUCUUAAAUGUUCAAAUGUAUUAAUUUGUGAUGUAAUUUUACUUCAUGGCAUGUUCACAUUAUUAUUUGUAUGAUGUUGAGUUCAAAUCUUAAGGAAGAAUAAGCUCUUUCCAUAUAUA
This is a messenger RNA of Vitis vinifera (wine grape), 566 nucleotides long. RefSeq names its product glycine-rich protein 5-like. NCBI's taxonomy places the organism in Eukaryota, Viridiplantae, Streptophyta, Magnoliopsida, Vitales, Vitaceae. The transcript is spliced from 2 exons. The record is from RefSeq and is a predicted model, not a curated record. Bases 30 to 401 code for a protein of 123 amino acids.